Messenger RNA from Vanessa atalanta (red admiral), 2097 nucleotides. It is a transcript of the gene RpS29, whose product is annotated as 40S ribosomal protein S29. The transcript has 5 exons. Gene Ontology annotation, biological process: translation. Gene Ontology annotation, molecular function: zinc ion binding; structural constituent of ribosome; RNA binding. The record is from RefSeq and is a predicted model, not a curated record. Lineage: Eukaryota; Metazoa; Arthropoda; Insecta; Lepidoptera; Nymphalidae. The coding region runs from base 100 to 303 and encodes 67 amino acids. Gene Ontology annotation, cellular component: cytosolic small ribosomal subunit; ribosome.
AUUUGACAAUUAAGUAAAAUAUUUCUCUUUCUUUUCAGUCGCUUCACCCGCCAUUUUGGACGUAUUUCCUACGUUUACUGGUGAAAACUAUCAUUAAAGAUGGGUCACGCUAACAUUUGGUAUUCCCACCCCCGUAGAUACGGACAGGGAUCUCGUUCAUGCCGCGCCUGCUCCAACAGACACGGACUUAUUCGCAAAUAUGGUCUAAAUAUUUGCAGACAGUGCUUCAGAGAGUACGCACACGACAUUGGAUUUAAGAAAGAUGGAAAGAGCGUGUGUAGAGAAAUAAUUACAAGCAUUUAAAUAUAUUAAGGUAUUACCUGGGUUGAUCUGCUAUUUAUAAUUAUGAAAGUAAACAACUUAUAAAUUAGCAGUGCUGUUAGGUAAAUUAAAUUAUAAAAUUUCAUGUUGUAAAUAUUUUAAGAAACAUAUAAUCUGGUUGUUUUAUUAUUCUUAAAUGUAAUUUUAGAAUAAAUUUGUUACGGUUUAAGAAAUAGUAUUAGUAAGCUAAAUUCUAGCAAUAAUAUUAUCAAUAAAAUUUUGUAAACUAAAACUUAUGUAUAUUGGUUAAAUUAAAAUAUAGUAUCAUAAGGUUUUUGAAUUAUUCUCUUGAUAAUUAUGUAAUCACUAAAUUAUGUUUACUCAUAGCUAUUUAAAUAAAUGAAAUUAUGAAAUAUACUGCAAUGUUAUUUGGUAUUAACAACUGAUUAUAAUAAUGAAAAAAUGCAUCACAAUUCAUAAGGUACUAUGUAUAAUAUUGUUUAUUUUGUGUUCAGACUUAUUUGUAUAAUAUGUUAAUUUAGGUCAUUUAAGGCCAAUGUUGCCAGAUUCAUGUAUGAUAAAUAAAUUCAAAUGCAUACAAAUACAAUAAUUAAAUCCGACACAUGCUUACAGUGAUUUCCUUCAUCAUCAUGCACUAGAUGAAUUAUAAACAUAACAGCACUUUUGAAAUCCAUAUGAUCAUCCAUUGGGCCAUACUGGCUCUUAAUGCUUUCUUGCUCAAUGUGAAUGUGAAUAUAAUAUAUAUAAUGUGAAAUAUUUUUUUCUGCAUCAUGUUAUUAACUUGAAAACAAAUUAAAAUGUUAAACACCUAUCUAGACAUUAUAAUACCAUUACUAAAUAAAUUUAAUUGGCAUUAAAUGUUACCAGUUGUACACAUUUACAUACAUCCUGAUUUUAAAAAUGGAGUUCUAAAAAUAUUUUUUAUUAAUAGACUAUUUUAGGAGUAAUUUUAUUUGAAUUUUGUUUUAUCAAAAUUAAAGAUAAUGUUUCGUAGGUCAUAAUAUAAUUCAUCUGUUGUUAUUUAUACAAUCCAGUGCUAUACAGGCUAAAUAGAAUGGUACAAACUAUUUAGAAACGCCAAUAAUAGAAAUGACUAUUAAACAAAAAAUGAUUUAAAAUAAAUAUAUAGUGAGAGAAAUUUAAUGGCUAUUAUAGAAAAAAGAAAAUAGCAAUGACUGCACUACAUUACACAGUUCUGAAAGCAUUUCAAUAAAAUCCACUGACUUUAAUUAUUCAAAAUAAUAAUAUUAUUCAGGGACAACCAUUAUCCCUAUAAACAUUAGAUUAGAUGUUAGUCAGAUAAAGAUUUUCCACUGGAUUUACGUCCUCGUAAGACAAACUUCAUGGUAUAUAAUACAUGAUAAAAUAUAGUAUAUAUUUAUAUAAAAUAUAAUAGUAAUGACAUCAUUAACUUAUAGGAUAUAUUGGAAGAUUAUCCCCAAUAUAGUAUAAUCUUGAAAGUUAUAUUGGUAUUGUUCUAAUGUUUCUAAUCUAGAUACGAUUUACGUAAUCGCAAAAACUUUGACCUGGAAAUUAUCUAAAACUUAAUUAUUUUAAUCUCGAAAAAUGAACAUUAAAUUUAACUCUUACCAGUAUUUGAACAAAUUGUUUACAUUAACGUUCUUGUCUAAUUGUGAAAGAUGUACGAUAGUGAUGCUGUAAUCUGUACUUUGUUUUUCAUCAGAAGUACUAAGCUCCAUACAUGAUUUAAAAAAAUCGUUUCGGUAUAAACCUAUACCGACCCACUUAGUCUAUACUCUAGUAUGAAUAUCAACUUUCCUAUUAUAGAAAAAAAAAUAAAGAACACUUCCACAA